CUGCCCUUUAACCCGGAAGUUAUUAUAUCUCUGCGUAUGUUUGGAGGUGAUGUGAGUCUUUAAAUGUAACUUAAAAUGUCUAAAAACACAAGGAUUGCGCUGGUGUUCGGUGGUUUUAUCACGGCAGUCGCUGCGGCUUUUUACCCCAUAUUCAUCUACCCGCUGACACACAAAGAAGAGUACCGAGCAGUCCAGAGAGUGAACCGGGCUGGAAUUAACCAGGCAGACGUGCAGCCAGCAGGUGUGAAGAUCUGGACGGACCCUUUCAAGCCUUCGGACAAGUGAUGACACAUCCUGAAGAAUGUUUGGGCUAUUUCGUGUUCUUGCUUUAUUUGUUGUGGACUAACUGAAAUAAAAUGGAAA
Messenger RNA from Synchiropus splendidus (mandarinfish), 363 nucleotides. It is a transcript of the gene smim20, whose product is annotated as small integral membrane protein 20. The record is from RefSeq and is a predicted model, not a curated record. Gene Ontology annotation, biological process: mitochondrial respiratory chain complex IV assembly. The coding region runs from base 76 to 285 and encodes 69 amino acids. NCBI's taxonomy places the organism in Eukaryota, Metazoa, Chordata, Actinopteri, Syngnathiformes, Callionymidae. Gene Ontology annotation, cellular component: mitochondrial inner membrane. The transcript is spliced from 3 exons.